This is a messenger RNA of Amborella trichopoda, 2179 nucleotides long. It is a transcript of the gene AFR, whose product is annotated as Galactose oxidase/kelch repeat superfamily protein. Lineage: Eukaryota; Viridiplantae; Streptophyta; Magnoliopsida; Amborellales; Amborellaceae. Gene Ontology annotation, molecular function: protein binding. The record is from RefSeq and is a predicted model, not a curated record.
AAGGGCCCCAAAUUGAAAAAAAAGGAAACGGAAAAGAACUGGACGCUCUUAUUAAGAACUAAAAGAGUUGCAGAGGAAGAUGAGAAUUCAUCCACGCAAGCUUUACACAGUUCAUCAAUGGCGUCUAUAAAGACUUAUCAAAGGGCAGGGGAUUAAACCCAUUUGCUCUCUCUGUUUCAUCUGUUAUUAUGCUUGGUAUUUUAAGAGAAGAUGAAUAGUUUAAUGGCUUAGGCUCUAGUUUUCGCUUUUUCGGACUUCGUGGAAUUUGUUCAGUUUUUUUUUUUCUUUUUUUCAAGAGUUUUAAGUGAUUCUUGAGAUGCUCAAAAGAUCCACUUUCGAGAAGGAAGCCAAAACUUUAGGGCAAAAAGAUUUGGAGAUCAGAAAAGAAAAGCAGAGCAAUUAAGUUUCAGUAAGCCGUUGCGGCUAUGGCAUAUGCUAUGUGUUACUGAAUGAGGGAGUCUGAAAUCAAGAAGAGAAUUUCCGGAAAUGGAAAACAUUUCAUCGCCUUUUCGUGUUCUUCAAUAAGCCAUUUGAAAGCUUCAGGUUUGGAUCAUAGUAGGGAGGGAAUCAGUGUGUGGAUCUCUGCUAUCAAACUUUAUUUCCUUAAAUGAGAAGAAUCUGAGGUUCCAACUGAGAAAGGGUGAGUAAGAUUCAAGUCCAUUAGAGCUCCAAAUGAUGUUUUUCGGGCCUGAUCCAGCUUCUCUGCAACUUCAUCACCCAUUCCCCUCCUCAGAACCUCAAGAUCCGCCAUUGAUGCCAAUUCAAAGCUCUGGAAAAGAAAUACUCUCAGACCCACCAUUAAAGCCACUUCAAAGCUCCAUCAAACCAAAAUCAAAGCAAGUACGAGAAGCAGAGCAAGAACCGGAGCCCUUGAUCCCAGGCCUCCCGGAUGAUAUCGCUGUAUCCUGUCUCCUUCGCCUUCCAUUCCCGCACCAGUUGAAUGUCAGGUCAGUCUCGUCUUCAUGGAACAGAUCAAUAUCCAGUCCUUCGUUCCUCAAACUGAAGAAAAAGCAGAGCCCUGCUUCACCCUAUCUCUUUGUCUUUGCGUUCCAAAUAUCAACAGCCAAGCUUCAUUGGCAGGCCUUCGAUCCCCGCUCUCGACUCUGGUUCCUCCUCCCCCCUAUGCCAUGCACCAAGCCUGUCUGCCCACCGGGCUUCGCAUGCACUUCAAUCCCACAACAAGGCACCUUCUUCGUGUGCGGUGGCCUUCGUUCUGAUACCGAGUCUCCCAUGGAUUCUAUUUUCGUGUAUCGGGCCUCAACUAACUCUUGGUCGGAAACUACACCUAUGCUGACACCAAGAUCGUUCUUCGCUGCAGGCGAAAUCGAAGGUAAAAUUUAUGUGUCAGGGGGGACUGGUGCCAACGACGCGCUAGCAUCUGUCGAGUCAUAUGACCCAGUAACGGGUCAGUGGGCCCGUGUGGCAGACAUGAGGGUGGGCAUGACACGCUACGAUGCGGCAGUCUUUGCCCGACGCAUGUACAUCACCGAGGGGUGGGAAUGGCCGUUCGACGUCCCACCCCGCGGUGCGGUGUACAAUCCAGAGUCCGACUCCUGGGAGGAAAUGCGCCGAGGAAUGCGAGAGGGCUGGACGGGUCUUAGUGUGGUCGUUGAAGGAAACCUUUUUGUGAUAUCAGAGCACAAGAAUUCAAGAGUUAAGGUUUACGUGCCCGAGAGAGAUGUCUGGGAGUAUGCCGGCGGGGGGUGCGUGCCAGGAGAGGUGCGGAGGCCUUUCACAGUUAGCGCAAUUGGUGAUAGAAUGUAUGUGGUGUCGAGCGGGUUGCAUGUAGCGGUGGGGACGGUAGCGCGAGGACCUGGGGGGGUCUCUGUUGAGUGGGAGGUGGUGGCAGCACCACCGGGAUUUGCAGAACUCAUACCCUCAUGCUCGCAGGUGCUGUAUGCAUGAGCCAAGACUAACCGGGUGGCUGAGCAUGAUCAUUUGCCCUCCUGAGCCCGCUUGGUGCAGAGCACAGCCUAGAAGCAACCAUGGUUGAGCCCACUUGUUGUAGAGCUCGAGCCUUGAUGCAACCGUGGUUGACCCACUUGUGCUCCCCAGUGAACCCAACCUCUUGGUGAAAUUUUGUGUUGUGAUGAAUAUUGUUGGGAAGUGGGAGCCUUCCUGUCUGUGUGAAAUACAAUGGAAAUACUAAGCAUAUGAAAUAUACUGGAAGUACCAAAUA